Molecule: messenger RNA, 3618 nt
Organism: Rhinopithecus roxellana (golden snub-nosed monkey)
Lineage: Eukaryota; Metazoa; Chordata; Mammalia; Primates; Cercopithecidae
Gene: PRAM1
Product: PML-RARA regulated adaptor molecule 1
Exons: 10
Coding region: 1276-3486 (736 amino acids)
Biological process (GO): T cell receptor signaling pathway; integrin-mediated signaling pathway; protein localization to plasma membrane
Cellular component (GO): plasma membrane
Molecular function (GO): protein binding
Source: RefSeq, a predicted model, not a curated record
AGUGUUAGGAUUACAGGCAUGAGCCACCAUGCCUGGCCCAGGUGCAAGGCCUUUGACACCACUCACCCCCCAACCCCCAAAUCUGCCGUACCAGCUGAGCUUUCUGCGCAGGGUGGCAGCCCUGGGAGGAAUGAAAUGAGGAAGGCGGAUGAGCCAACCGGAGCAGACAGCAGAGGCCUCACCCGAUCACAUGGGCCCCCACGUCCUGGGCCUCUGGGCCUCCCCAGGAGCCUCCUAAACCCCAGAGCUGUCCGUAUCCCUGACCUGCUGAGAUCUCCCCAUCCUGUGGCUCUCCAGCCCAGGAGGUCACCAGGGCCUGCCAUGGAGUCCUCCCUGGAGUCCAGAGAUGGGGACACCAAAGUGGUGGGAAUGACGGGGACUACAGAGAGUAAGAAACUAGUUGGUCAGGUGCGGUGGAUCACGCGUGUAAUCUCAGCACUUUGGGAGGCCAAGGCGGGCAGAUCACCUGAGGUUGGGAGUUCAAGACCAGCCUGAUCAACAUGGUGAAACCUCAUCUCUACUAACAGUACAAAAAAUUAGCCAGGCAUGGUGGCGCAUGCCUGUAAUUCCAGCUACUCAGGAGACUGAGGCAGGAGAAUUGCUUGAACCUGAGGCGGAGGUUGCAGUGAGCCAAGAUUACACCACUGCACUCCAACCUGAGCAACAGAGUGAGACUCUGUCUCAAAUGAAAAAAAAAAAAAAAGAAACUAGUGACCAUGUUAGGAACAUACAGGCAACCAAUGCCCCAAGCUUGGGACAGUAGCAGGCAGGCCAGGAAUUCAAGGGAAAUAGAAGUGCCCGGGAGGGGCCAGGCACAGUGACUCACGCCUAUAAUCCUAGCACUUUGGGAGGCCGAGGCGGACUGAUCCCUUGAGGUCAGGAGUUUGAGACCAGCCUGCCCAACAUGGUGAAACCUCUUCUCUACUAAAGAUACAAAAAGUAGCCAGGAGCGGUGGUGUGUGCUCAGGAGGUUGAUACAAGAGAAUUGCCUGAACCCGGGAGGCAGAGGUUGCAGUAAGCCGAGAUGGCACCAUGGCACUCCAGCCUGGGUGACAGAGCAAGACAGUCUCAAAAAAAAAGAAGUGGCUGGCAGGAUCUGGAGACAGAUUGGAGCUUCCCCACCUCCUUCCCUUCCUCCUCUGCCCUCCCCCGCCCCACCUCCAGCAGCCCCCACCCUGUGUGCUGGCCGUGGAGCAGAAGCCACAAUCACUUCCUGAAGGCAGCGGCCCCAGCUCGGGUCCCACUCAUCCCGUGGCCCGUCACCUGCCUGCAGCCAUGGAGAGCCGUCAGGACUUCCGGAGCAUCAAAGCGAAAUUCCAGGCCUCUCAGCCGGAGCCCAACGACCUGCCCACAAAACCCCCGAAGCCUGAGUUCAGUAAACUCAAGAAGUUCCCCCAGCCUGAGCUAAGCGAGCACCUCAAGAAACCCCCACUGCCUGAGUUCGGUGCAGUGUCCUUGAAGCCCCUGCCUCCUGAGUUCACUGACCUCCCCAAGAAACCCCCGCCGCCUGAGGUCACUGAUCUUCCCAAGAAACCCCCGCCGCCUGAGUUCACUGACCUCCCCAAGAAACCCCCGCCGCCUGAGUUCACUGACCUCCCCAAGAAGCCUCCGCCGCCUGAGGUCACUGACCACCCCAAGAAGCCGUCCAAACUGGAGUUCAGUGACCUCUCCAAGAAGUUCCCACAGCUGGAGGCCACUCCAUUUCCAAGGAAGCCCCCGCAGCCUGAGGUCGGUGAGGCCCCUUUGAAGGCCUCGCUGCCAGAGCCCAAUACGCCUGUCCGGAAACCCCUGCAGCCGGACGAGCUCAGUCACCCCGCCAGACCCCCAUCUGAACCCAAAUCCAGUGCAUUCCCCAGGAAGUUAUGGCAGCCCGAGGCCAGUGAGGCUACCCCAAAGCCCACGCAGCCUGAGUUGAGUACCUUUCCCAAGAAGCCCGCACAGCCUGAGUUCAACAUGCACCCCAAAAAGCCCCCACAGCCUCAGGUCGGUAGCCUCCCUAAGAAGUCCCUGCCGCAGCCUGAGUCCAGUGACGUCCCUCAGACACCGCCCUGGAAGCCUGAGUCCACUGAGUCCCUCCCCCACUCCCCGAAGCCCACCUUCAGUACCAUUCCCAAGAAGCCGGUGCAGCCCGAGUUCAGUGUGUACCCCAGAAAGCCCCCACAGCCUCAAGCGGAUGGCCUCCCUAAGAAGUCCAUGCCGCAGCCUGAGUUCGGCGAGGCUGCUCAGACUCCUCUCGGGAAGCCUCAGUCCAGUGAGCCGAAGCACGACUCCAGCGCCUUUCCCAAAAAGGCCUCCCAGCCUCCGCUGAGUGACUUUCCCAAGAAGCCUCCGCAGCCUGAGCUUGGGGACCUCACCAGGACUUCCUCGGAGCCCGAAGUCAGCGUGCUUCCCAAGAGGCCGCGGCCGGCCGAAUUCAAAGCUCUCUCCAAGAAGCCCCCGCAGCCCGAGCUGGGCGGCCUCCCCAGGACCUCCUCAGAGCCCGAGUUCAACUCACUCCCCAGGAAGUUGCUGCAGCCGGACCGCCGGGGGCCACCCCGCAAGUUCUCACAGCCUGAACCCAACGCUGUCCUCAAGAGACACCCGCAGCCCGCGUUCUUCGGUGAUCUGCCUCGAAAGCCUCUACUCCCCAGCUCCGCUUCCGAGAGCUCACUGCCCGCGGCCGUGGCCGGCUCCAGCUCCCGGCACCCGCUCAGCCCUGGGUUUGGAGUUGCUGGGACACCCCGCUGGAGGUCAGGAGGCCUUGUUCACAGUGGAGGGGCCAGGCCAGGCCUCAGACCCAGCCAUCCACCCCGGCGGAGGCCUCUGCCCCCUGCCAGCAGCCUGGGACCCCCUCCAGCCAAGCCCGCGUUGCCCCCGGGCCCCGUGGAUAUGCAGAGCUUUUGGAGACGCUCUGCAGCAUCCACAGAUCUACGGAGGACCCGCUCGGCCGCUGCGCUCCACUUCCAGGCCCGACGGCCUGAAGACAUCCCGCAGAUCCCAGAUGAGAUCUACGAGCUGUAUGACGACGUGGAACCCAGAGAUGACUCCAGCCCCAGCCCCAAGGGCAGAGAUGAAGCACCCUCGGUUCAGCAAGUCACCAGGAGGCCACCACAAGACCCAGCGCUCAGGAAGGAGAAGGAUCCCCAGCCACAGCAGUUGCCACCCAUGGACCCAAAGUUGCAGAAGCAGCUGAGGAAGGCAGAGAAGGCCGAGAGGGAGUUCCGGAAGAAGUUCAAGUUUGAAGGGGAGAUCGUGGUUCACACGAAGAUGAUGAUUGACCCCAAUGCCAAGACACGCCGUGGGGGCGGCAAGCACCUCGGGAUCCGGCGCGGGGAGAUCCUGGAGGUGAUCGAGUUCACCAGCAAUGAGGAGAUGCUGUGCCGGGACCCCAAGGGCAAAUAUGGCUACGUGCCCAGAAUAGCGCUCCUGCCCCUGGAGACGGAGGUGUACGAUGAUGUCGACUUCUGCGACCCCCUGGAAAACCAACCACUUCCCCUGGGACGGUAAGGCCGGUAGGCAUGGGGCAAGGACCGCCAGCCAGCCCAGCGCCCGCUCACCCAGGAGCCCUGGAUCCCGGCGUGGGAGAGUCACAGAGCUGCCCGGGCUUGUGCCUGGCCACAUAAAGUCCAUUUAAAGCAG